Aspergillus saccharolyticus JOP 1030-1 is the source of this 1746-nucleotide messenger RNA. RefSeq names its product acetyl-CoA synthetase-like protein. The record is from RefSeq and is a predicted model, not a curated record. The transcript is spliced from 6 exons. Bases 1 to 1746 code for a protein of 581 amino acids. Gene Ontology annotation, molecular function: medium-chain fatty acid-CoA ligase activity. Gene Ontology annotation, biological process: fatty acid metabolic process. Lineage: Eukaryota; Fungi; Ascomycota; Eurotiomycetes; Eurotiales; Aspergillaceae.
AUGGAGGAGCUGUCAAUCGUUCACGGUCCUCAAGAGCCCGCCCUUUGGUCCAAAACCCUGGGCCAACUGAUCGAGGAGCAGGCACGACGCCACGGCGAUCGAACGGCACUGGUGAGCCCAUGGCAGGAGAAGCGAUUGUCCUUCCGCGAGCUGGCGGAGAGCAGCAAGGCGCUGGCUUGUGCCAUGGUGCGCGCGGGGUUGCGCCUGGGAGACUGCCUUGCUGUUCUGGCUGGCAAUCGCUAUGAGUACAUCCAGGUGUUCCUGGCGGGGGCGAGGAUCGGAUGCCCUGUGCUGCCCUUGAAUAACGCAUACACUCCGGCGGAGGUGUAUCGCGCAGUGCAGAGAAGUUCGACUAGGUUCCUUUUCAUCUCGUCACAGAUCGGUCCCCGCAGCUUGUCGGCACAUCUGGAGAACCUGCUGUCGCCGUUAUCGCAGUGCAAUUUGGCCGAGCUCAAGGGCCUCGUAUGCUUUGACAGGGCAGGGCCAUUCACGGAGCCACACGUUCAUAGCUACGGUUCGUUUAUGGCGUCGGGCGAUACUGCAGACGACACCGAGGAUUUCUUGCAGGCAGCAGAGCGGAUAGUGCGGUUGUCGGAUAAUCUCAGCUAUCAAUUCACAUCCGGGACCAGCGGAGAGCCGAAAUUGUCCAUGCUCACACACCGGGGCCUGAUCAACAACGCUCGCCUGGUCGGCGAUGCGAUACGGUUGACCCGCGACGACAUCGUUUGCUGCCCACCUCCAUUGUUCCAUACCUUCGGUCUAGUCCUCGGCUUCCUGAACGCAUUCAGCCACGGUAGCGCGAUCGUCUUCCCAUCGGACCACUUCCAUGCGGAAAGCGUCAUUGACGCAGUGUUCCAGGAAAAGGCGACCGCCCUUCUGGGGGUACCGACCAUGUUUGUAGCCGAGCUCGAAGCCUGUGCAGCUAAGAAGCUUGACAUCACGACUACGCUGCUCAGUCGCUUGGAAGAGAGAUUCGGGGUGAAAGGCAUGUUGAUUGCCUAUGGCAUGACUGAGACAAGCCCUGUGACGUUCAUGACCUCAUUGGAUGACGCCCGAGAUAAAGCGAUGACUAGCCUGGGCAGGGUAUUGCCUCAUACCUCAGCCAAGGUGAUUCGUCCCGAUGGGACUAUCGCUCGGCGCGGAGAGAGUGGAGAAUUGUGUACGAGCGGCUACGGGCUCCAGAAAGGAUACUUCGAAAACGAAGCAAAGACCAAGGAGGCCAUGCGCCGGGAUGCAGAUGGGAGGCUGUGGAUGCAUACAGGUGAUCAGUGCUAUAUCGACAAUGAGGACUACUGUCACAUCAGUGGCAGGAUCAAGGAUGUUAUCAUCAGAGGCGGUGAGAACAUGUUUCCCCUUGAGAUUGAGGAACGUCUCCUUCUUCAUCCUGCUAUCGCAGAGGCAAGCGUGGUGGGGGUUGCAGAUCCAAAAUACGGCGAAGUAGUGGGUUGCUUCCUCAAGUUGACCCGCGGACACCACAAGCCACAAGACCAGGACCUGCGGGAUUGGGUGCGCGUGGAAUUAAGCUGGCACAAAGCUCCCCAGCAUGUCUUCUGGAUCAGAGAGGAAGGAGUCUGUGCUGACUUUCCCAAGACUGCUAGUGGGAAGCACCAAAAGCACAUCAUGAAGGAGAUUGCAAACACAUUCUUGUCGAAGAAAGACUUGGGCAAAGGAAGAUUUAUAAUUCCUAUCAAUGACCGUGACAUUUGUGGUCCAAUGCUUUGUCGUGUGGACAGACUGUGUUCCUGA